Molecule: messenger RNA, 545 nt
Organism: Schizophyllum commune H4-8
Lineage: Eukaryota; Fungi; Basidiomycota; Agaricomycetes; Agaricales; Schizophyllaceae
Exons: 4
Coding region: 78-503 (141 amino acids)
Source: RefSeq, a predicted model, not a curated record
GGGAGAGUCGUUACGACACGCCUUGUCCAGAACUAUCCAAGUCCCCAGUAUCUGAUCGGCGCAAGUAAGACCGAGAGAUGAGAGCACAAGAUGGAUCUCUCGCAGUUGAGAAGAAACUAGUGCCCGAAGCCUCUGAGAACUUCUACCUCCGCCUCGACGAUGCGACGCUGAUCUUCUUUCCACACAUGGAUGGGAAUGACAGUGGGGGCAUUGUCGUGCAGGUGCUGAUGGUGUUGGCGCAGUCGCAUCCCGAUAUAAGCACAGUCGAGAUGGCGCUCGAGUUCUACGCAGUGCAGAGGGAGGUUACGGAUGUAGUGAAUGCCAUCCUUUACGGCCAUAUCGUCAGCGGGCUUCCGGAGCAGGUCACAUACGAGGGCUUCGGGUUCGUCCUUCACGGAUCGAGGAAGGAGUGGAAGUACGGGCAGAGGCUUCAGUUUUCUUGGGGUGAGAGCGAGGUCCAGCCGUGCAAAGACAAAUGGGUCUUUACAUUUGAGGUUGCGUAGAUGCGCGAGCUAAAACUCGGUGCAUCAGGGGAGAGGUCAGGC